Molecule: messenger RNA, 993 nt
Organism: Iphiclides podalirius (scarce swallowtail)
Lineage: Eukaryota; Metazoa; Arthropoda; Insecta; Lepidoptera; Papilionidae
Source: the annotation of a GenBank genome assembly
AUGGUGGCUCUGGACUGCGUGGGUAAAAUAACCCCUACGGAGAGUACGGAGGUGUUCGCGGCGUGCUCGGUGACGACGCUCGACAGAACGAGGAGGGACAUCGAAUCGCAACUGCUGCACCAUGACCCAAAGUCGAGAGGACACAGCAUCUGGUGGACGUUGGGCAUCGAUAUACCUUUGUUCGCGAUCGUGGCUGCUCUGGUCUUGCUUCAAGAGAUGGGUAUGUUCCCCCAGCGAAAGAGCGGUUUCUUCUGCAACGAUCCGGCACUCUCUUACCCUUACAAAGGCGACACAAUAUCUAUGGGCGUCAUAAUAUCCACAAUCGUCGCGUGCCCUUUGGUUGUGAUAUUCCUCACGGAGCUGGCGUUUCAUGGGCCUGGGCAGUCGAUACGCGACCGGCUGUGCUGUUCUGCCGUCGAGACCAUGCUGCUGUUCAGGGGUUACGCUUACGGCUUGUUCAUCAACUUAACUAUAGUGGAGGUGAUGAAGGCCGUCACCGGCUUCCCGAGGCCCACCUUCUUCGACAUCUGCGAGCCUGACGCCGCUUUGACUUGCAAUGGGUCUGAGUUCGUCAGUGCCUUCGAGUGCACUUCACAGCGCUUCUCCGCCUGGUACCAGAUGGACUCCUACCACAGCUUUCCGUCGGGGCACACGUCGCUCUCAGUAUACUGCGGAUUUUUUAUUGCGUGGUACUUGCAAACGCGCGCGUUCGACUGGCAACACCGAACAGUUCUGCUGGUACCAGUUCUGCAGUUGGCGUGCGUGGGCUACGCCGCCGUCUGCUCUCUGAGCCGCCUGACAGACCACCGCCACCACUGGUGGGAUGUCCUCACUGGUACCGCGGUCGGAGUCCUCUGCUUGCUGUAUACGGUGCUAGCUCUCUGCGACUCUUUCUCGCCCGAGAAGAGAUCACGCACGCACGCCACAGACGAAACAAACCUGCCCUCCACCAGAACAUCAAUUUACGAAGAUAGAAUACAAGCGCCUGUAACU